GAGGAGCAGCAGCAGCUGAUUGAUGACCAUUUGCUGUUUGACAAGCCAGUGUCCCCUCUGCUGCUGGCAUCGGGGAUGGCACGUGACUGGCCCGAUGGCAGAGGCAUGUGGCACAAUGAAGAUAAGUCAUUCUUAGUGUGGGUGAAUGAGGAAGAUCAUUUGCGAGUGAUCUCCAUGCAAAAAGACAGUAAUAUGAAGGAAGUCUUCACUCGUUUCUGCAAAGGACUUACAGAGAUUGAGUCCUCGAUUAAGCAGAAAGGUGAAGCCUUCAUGUGGAAUGAGCACCUUGGCUACAUCCUGACAUGUCCAUCCAACCUGGGCACUGGACUCCGUGCUGGUGUGCAUGUGAAGCUGCCACACAUGAGCAAGCAUCCUGAGUUUGAGGAGGUUCUUCGAAGGUUGAGGCUCCAGAAACGUGGAACUG
Molecule: messenger RNA, 424 nt
Organism: Hippocampus comes (tiger tail seahorse)
Lineage: Eukaryota; Metazoa; Chordata; Actinopteri; Syngnathiformes; Syngnathidae
Product: creatine kinase, testis isozyme-like
Exons: 3
Biological process (GO): phosphocreatine biosynthetic process
Molecular function (GO): creatine kinase activity
Source: RefSeq, a predicted model, not a curated record